AAUUCGUAAACCAGAGAUGAGUGACCACACGGCUUACCGGACUGCAACAUUAAUCAGUCAAUACAAAACUGCAACCUGGUAUCGCGUGAACUUGAUGGGCCCCAACCACGGGGCUGAUGCUUCGGCCAAAAAGAAAUUCACCUUUUUCCACUUAAUUCAACCAGCAGUGGAUGUCUGCUGUACCUACCGCCUUGAUAAGUUACCCAAGAAGCCUGGCGUCCAACUGAGUCACGACUUGUAGGACAACCUGUUCAUCCUGCCAGAACCACGCCAAGUUUUAUCCCGCCGGAUAUGACCCCGCACAGCCAUGGCUGAUUUCUUACACAACAAGAAGACCUCGGCCGAGUCACAGCCACAAUACUCACCUGGGGAUGUGAACGGUGACUUUCAUCAUCCCAGAGCUGACGGAUCUGAAUCAUCGUCUUGCUGCUGGUCCGCCGCCCCCAAUCGCAAGCGACGUCGACAAUACUUCACAUACGUCGUGCUCGCCAUCGCAGCCACUUUCAUAAUACCCGUCCUUCUCGCCCUCGGUAUCAGUGUCGGGGUGAUCGUCAUCUGGCCGAUCUUGCAAACGAUGGCAGCCUCCCUCCCAAACCAGACUGCAGCCGUUGCCGCACCAGCGCUCCUGCAGACUGCCCCGGGAGCGUUCAAAGCUGGGUCGGAAUUCCGUUGUGGCAAUUCCUCGGCAGAGGCACGCAGCAUGAACUGUGUCUUCGAUCUGAUGUCGGCGGCGUGGCUACCUCGGGACUGCUUCGACCAGGAGCUCAACGCCGAGUUCAUGGAACUUGACCCGUGGGAAUUCUACACAAGCGACGCACCGGUCUACGACCUCAGAGACGUCCCGGACAGCCAAAAGACGCUGCUGGCAGGCCCGGAAGCCAUCGGAGACUCGCCCGGAUCGCUCUGGACUUCACGACGGUUCCAUAUCACGCACUGCAUAUAUUCCUGGAAGCAGAUGCACCGGUCGAUCGAAAGGGGCUGGAAGAUGGAGGGGACGUUGGCGACGUACCAUCACACGGAGCACUGCUCAACUGCGCUGGCAAACACCAGUGUCCCGUUAGAUGCGAUUGUAACUAGAGUAGAGAUCUCGUUCCCAGCUUGUUAA
Messenger RNA from Colletotrichum destructivum, 1105 nucleotides. RefSeq lists its product as uncharacterized. Lineage: Eukaryota; Fungi; Ascomycota; Sordariomycetes; Glomerellales; Glomerellaceae. The record is from RefSeq and is a predicted model, not a curated record. The transcript has a single exon. Bases 308 to 1105 code for a protein of 265 amino acids.